GCAGUGUCCGGGCGUCUCUCUGUCCAGUAACCGUCAGAAAACUGUCCCGGAAAGUUCGGCGUGACUCAAAGGUCUUCUGGUGAACACAGUGAGGUCAGGUGACCUGGGCACAAUGUGUUCCACAAAGGAGUCCUGAGUACAACUAGGAUGUGAACUUCUCAACAGCACCCUAAAGAAGACUGACACAAAAAUGUUGGUAACCCUACUGAGUCUAAACUGAAGGGCUGUCCUGAUUCAAUGUGACAAAAAGACACCAUCGUUAUUAAAUGAGAACUGAUCAGCUUUCCAAGCUUGUAACAGCAUGCCAGCUGCUAAAGGUAAAGGUCAUCCAACGUUCCAACGCUACCGACCAGCCUCUGAGUAUGAUGACGCCACUCUUGCCCAAAAGAGAGAAUACUGGAGAAACAAGAAACGAGAGCAGAGGGCACGACUGUCAGAGCAGAUACAAAAGCCAAGACAGGACAGACGGAAGGAAAAGAUCCCGUAUCUUUAUGUUUCUGCAGGGGUGAACACCAGUUUAUCAGACUCUGCAUUGUCCCCAUCUUUUCGAAGUAAUGAUGACUUGUACAAUUGUCCAUCAAAGACUGAAAACACAGUUGAGACCAGGUCAACUGACACUGCUACCAGUCGGAGGGAAGACUGGCCAGAGACAAACAACAACACAGUCUUGUGUAACUCACAGCCAACAUCAUGUUCUGUUGUAGCUCCAACAGAUAAGGAGGGUGCAGUCUUAAUGAAAUGCCAAACAAGGAUGAGUGCUAACAGUGUGGCUACUUCACUUACAUCUAGUAGAACCAGACCAAGCAUUGGUUCAUCAGUGCCUGUAGUCAGACUGACUAAAAUUACAGAUGGCAGCUCUAUUAAAACAGAACCUCAGCCAUGUGCAUCUAUGCAGAGCAAAUUAGACUCCAAAACCCAACUCAAGGACCAGAUUCUAUUACCCAUUCAGCUUACGGCCUUACCAUCAGAGGUGGCGACAGAUACAACUUCACACAGUCCUGUUUCCAGUAAAACAAAAGGCAAAACAACAGGACCUGAAAGUGGAACAAAGAGUGCCUUGAUCACUGAGCGAAAGGCUAAAGGUGUUGGUAGUGUGCAACUUUCUCUGGAGUCCGAAGAAGAGAAAGCAGCCAAGCGCAGAGAGCACUGGCGAAUCAAAAAACGGGAGCAGAGAGCAAAACUAGCUAAAGUCAAAGAAAGAAUACAAAACAGAGACAUGAUGUCCCAGAAGCUAACAGCGCACAAAAUGGGACUUGUGGCCAGCUCGGUUCUUCCAUCCCAGCUGGUUUUGAGAGCAGCAAGUCAGAAACAGUGUGCUGUUAGGGUUAAAGUGCCGUACCUAACCAUCAGACAGGAGACUACAAAACUGCAAGAUGGGUUAGCCUCUGUAGCUGGAACUAACUUGCAAAUAAACCAGGUAAAAGCACAAAAUUAUCACAAGAACAGAAUAGCGCAGACAUCCGUUACAGCAUUUGAUGUUAAUUCUGUCAAAAAGCCAGUAGAACCACAGAGGAACCUUAGUUUUGUGAAUCCUUGUGUUCCCCGGGGUAUUGCUCGAUGCAAAACACCUAGACAAAGGUUUAUUGAUGCGCAGAAGAAUUUUAUGAAUCAGAGAAAUUUAAGAUACAGACCUCCCACAAUAGCUUCAUUAUUUCCUACCAUGGGUAUGCCUAAAAUUGAUCCAAAUGACACACCAGAACAGAUAAUAGCCAAGCGUCGAGAGUACUGGCGGGUUAAAAAGCGUGAACAGCGAGCUAAGCUGUCAUUCGAGAUGAAAACUAGGGUGAGGGAAAAAGACGCGCUGAUACGAAGAGUGACACGUUACCAGCAAAUCCUUGCAGAGAUGAGAAAGACAAGAGCACUAGCUCAGGCAACAGGAAGUGAUCUUAAUCCUGCCUCCGAGACCAUUGGAGGGUUCAUCAAAGAAGAUGGAACACUGACGGCUAACAUCCCCAAAGGUCUGAAGAGUCAAAACACAGUUGGCUUUUCAAAGGCUAUCACCGUAAUGCAAGAGCAUCAUAGAACUAAUAUGAAGACAAGAGGUGUCGAUCCCAUCACGGUGAACCAGCUUCGGCCUCCACAUCACUCGUUUCCUCUCACUGACAACAAAACCCCAAGAUUACUUCUAAUCAAACCACAGUCUCAAAUUAACACCCCCACUGUUGAAAGUACACAAUUAGCCACCAAAUCUUUUCAAAAUGCAGAAUCAAAACCAGAAUCAGACUACAAUGGGUGUGUCAUGAAAAUGGCAGUUUCAAGUCACGUACCACUUCUGGCAUCUCAAGAUCAGGGGCUGACGGAAGAAGAGAGAAUGGCAAAGAAAAGGGAGUACUGGAGGAUAAAGAAACGUGAACAGCGAGCGGCUCGGGCUGUUCGACUCAAGCUCAGUGUUUUACAAGCAAGAACUAGUUCAGCCUUACUGAGGAGGAAGGUUCAGAGGCAAGAACUGGCAACCACUGUGCAAAUGAACAGAAGUCGUCGAAAAUGUACAGGAAAUGCGGAAGAUCUCAACCACACCACCACCACAGUACCUGAUAUGCCACAUGUAAAUGAGAUCAAACAAGAAAGCAGUGCUCUAUCAGAAGCUGACCUAAAUUCUCCACCACAACAAGGCGUCUGUCCAUAUAUCAAACCCCCAACUUUCACAACUGCACCUCCAGCGCAACAGCCAGAGUCCGACUCAUCUCUGAGCACAGACAGCCAGGCUACCACCCUGCUAGCUGUGGCUUCGAUGAAGAAACUCCUGGAGGAGUCGCUUAGCACGGUUACAGAAUGUCAAACUAAAGAGAUAAAACGCUGGGAGCCUGGUAGUGAUGUAUCGGAACAGAAAGAGACAUUAAGCUCCAGCCUCAACAACUCACCCAAGAUUAUUGACACUCUUCCCCCUCAUCCUACCUGCAGCGAGGUGGAACAUUCCACUGGUGAGCUCUCAUCCCAGACCCCUCCUAACUUUACACUGGAUCUGUCUUUGGAAGCGUCCAACAACCCUGCUUCACCACCCAAAACCCGGAGAUUUUGUAGCAAAGAAACAACCCAUCAAAACUACUGCUCCUCAGAACCACCAAAGCUCCAUCACAUCCCAGAUUUAUCCCCCGAGCAUUCAGAACCACAGCAACAGUUCUGCGAACAACAGAGUGGAGUACCGGAACAGUACCAGAACAACAACAUGGUGUCAACACCAAGGUCCUGCCAUGUGGUUGCAGGGCACAGCGGUCUGACAAGUCUGCAGAAGAAGAGGGAGUACUGGAAGCUGAUGAAGAGGCAGCAGAGGGCUCGCUUACGAGCCCAGCAGAAGGAGCAGCAUGGAGAGAGCAGCUGUUGCCAGCUGUUCCCAACAAACAUUGAGGUGAGGGAACACGACAACAGUUUUUAA
This is a messenger RNA of Nematolebias whitei (Rio pearlfish), 3373 nucleotides long. RefSeq lists its product as uncharacterized. The transcript has 4 exons. The coding region runs from base 302 to 3373 and encodes 1023 amino acids. NCBI's taxonomy places the organism in Eukaryota, Metazoa, Chordata, Actinopteri, Cyprinodontiformes, Rivulidae. The record is from RefSeq and is a predicted model, not a curated record.